This is a messenger RNA of [Candida] anglica, 1392 nucleotides long. The record is from the annotation of a GenBank genome assembly. Lineage: Eukaryota; Fungi; Ascomycota; Pichiomycetes; Serinales; Debaryomycetaceae.
UACAUACAUAACUCAAUAACCAUGUUUAGAUCGGCCGUCAGACUUCUUUCUGGGGGAAGAGCUGUGUCAGAAGCUGCCGCUUCUGCCACCACAACCGCUCCCUCGGUGCCAAUCACCACCGCCGCCAAGAUCCCAAGACCGGCAGACAUGUCUAGAACUCGUCGUAGAAACAUCAUCAAGAAGGAACAAAGAAUGAAGAGACAAAUCAUCAGAGACGUCAACAAUGUCAAGAAGAUGGAGCUUAAGAACCGUCAGUACGACGUGGACCCAGUUUUGGGUGCCAAGCAGAAUGAUUUCAUGCACAGAAUCAGAGCAGAACUUCAAGAAGGUACCAACAUGGCCCAAGGUUAUGAACAACUGGAGCUUGAAAAAUUGAUGUAUGGUGCUGAAAAGGCUGCUCUUUCCAAGAGUGGAGGCAACAACAUUCUCCACAAGUCGAUUACCGAGCUUGAAGCCAAGAAAAGAUCCGCCAUUCUCACCAUUCUUAAUAUCAAUAACACCAACGAAAACGACAAGAAGGAUUUGGCUGUAGCCAUUGCUCGUAAGGAGUUCCAAAGACACGAAGGAGACACUGCCUCUCCAGAAGUUCAAGCAGCUGUAUUGACUGUCAAGAUCCAUUUCUUAAUGGAACAUGUGAAAAAGAACCCAAAGGAUCAUCCACAUACUCAAAGAGUACGUGAAUAUGUACAAAGAAGACAAAGAAUUUUAAAAUAUUUGAAGAAGGAUCAACCAGAAAACUACUUCUACACCAUCAAGAAGUUGGGAUUGACCGACGAUGUUGUGGUUCGUGAAUUCAGCAUGAGUAGACAAUACUUGCAAGAUUACAAGGUCUGGGGUGAAAAGCAAUUGGUCAAGUUGUCCGACAAGCAAAAGGACAAGGUUCGUAAGAUGGAUGAACUUCAAAAGAAGGUUGCUGGAUACGCGGUGUUGGCAGAGAGCAGAGCCCGCGAGCUCAAGGCUGUUGCUGAGCAAAAGGCUGAACAAAGAGCUCAAAAGAAGGCUGCCCAAAAGGUUGCUGCUUCCCAGAACAAGGCUUAGGAUAGCCUAUUUUCAUGUACAUACAACGAAUAGACAAAGAAGAAAUAUAGAUGUAGAAUACUUCUUGUAGAGUAGAGGAGUAAUAACGGAGUAGGGACAUUCCCUAUGGGGUUUGAGAGCCGCUAUGUUGGCACUCCGUUGGGCCACUGAACGUGGGAGGUUUUGCUUUUCUGCAAGGAGGUCAUACACGGAAGAGAUCUAGCCUUGGAUCAAUAUAGUUUCCUAUUUGAUCUUGUAAAUAUACAUUAUAAUAUACAGUUAAUGGUACACGGAGAAUUCAAAAGAGAAUCCUAGAUUGAGGCAGAACCGGAACCGGAAUAAUAUGUUCUUCAUAGUCAUUUAGAUUUCCUUUUC